AUGGUGGAUAGCAUGCGUUGGCGUUAUGGAGACACGCACCCGGUGGUGAUGGCCGUCGAUUCGGCGACCGUGAUUGAGAUUGGCGACCUGGUGUAUCUGAACACCGACGACGCCUUGCCUGCUUCAACAGUCGAUGACAUCGGCGGCGCGGGGCCGGCGAACCUGGCCACCGCCCAAGAAGCCCUGCACGACGCGUUCCUCGGCGUGGCGAUGCAACGCUCUCGGGCCGGCGACACCACCCCGAUUCGGAUUGCCACCCGCGGUGUGUUCGAACUCGACGCCGCCAGUGCGACUUUCGAAGUGGGCGACUUGGUGGGGGCCGACGACAACGCCGGUGGAACGGCCCUGGAAAACCAGCAGGUGAUCGCGGUGGCCAGCGAGAACCUGGCCAUCGGGCGGGUCUCACGUCGCGUGCCUGCGGCCGACACGCGGGUGUUCGUCGAGAUCGUCGGCACCAUCAACCACGGCCCAGAACAACGCAAGGCCUCCCGUCGCCUGCGGCGACCCAGGUUCAACAUCAAAUACCGUGAACUGAAGCGACGUUUCGAAUUGGACGGACCGCAGCGGACCGUGCGGCACUUGUCCGAAGCGCUGCGGGAGAAGCACCUGAAGGCGGAAGACUUCAGCCUUCGCGAUCUGGCCGAAACGCUGGUGCCCGACGGUAGCGAAUGGGUGCGUUCGCUCGAUCCCCGCAGUGCGUGUGGAGUGACAUUGCUUGAAGCAGGCGACGGCGUCGACGUCACGGCGUUCCUGAACAUCACCGGGCAGGUGAUCUACUCAAAGAUCAUGGACGCCUAUCAGAACGAGGCCUUCGUCGCCUCGCAGUUGGUGCAGACGGUGCCCACGCGGUUGGACGGCGAAAAGAUUCCCGGCAUCGGUCGCACGGUCGAUUCCGGCGAUGAAGUUCAUCCCGGCAUGCCGUACCCCAGUCUGGGCUUCGGUGAAGACUACAUCGAAACGCCGGCCACCACCAAGCACGGGUUCAUCGUGCCGGUCACCCGCGAGGCCAUCUUCUUCGAUCGCACGAACCUGGUACUGAGUCGCGCCGCCGAAGUGGGCGAAGUGCUCGGCUUGAACAAGGAGAAACGGCUGCUCGAUCUGAUUGUGGGUGCCACGAACAACUACAAGUGGCGAGGUACUUCGUACGACACCUAUCAAGCUUCGGCCCCGUGGAUCAACACGCUGUCGAGCAACGAACUCGUCGACUGGACCGACGUCGACGCGGCCGAGCAACUCUUCGCCGACAUCCUCGACCCCAACACGGGCGAACCGGUGCUGGUGCAGGCCAACACGGUGCUGGUCAUGCCGGCCUAUCGCCACGCGGCCCAUCGUGUGUUUAACGCGGCGGAGAUUACCUAUCAGGCUUCGUCUUCGGAAACGAUGACCACGGCGGCCAACCCGUUGGGGAAUUAUCGCGUGUUCGAAAGCCGCCUGGCCUACCGGCGGGUUGUGGCCGCAGGCACGGCGGCCGAAGAGGCGAAGAAGUGGUGGUUCAUUGGCGACUUCCACAAGGCGUUCGCCUACAUGGAGAACUGGCCGAUCACCGUCACGCAAUCGCCGAUGGGCAGCGAGGCCGACUUCAACAACGACAUCGUCGUGCGGUUCAAAGCCAGCGAACGCGGAGCUGCCGCCGUGAUCGAUCCACGGUUUGUGGUCAAGUCGACCGGUUAG
Cladocopium goreaui is the source of this 1671-nucleotide messenger RNA. The record is from the annotation of a GenBank genome assembly. NCBI's taxonomy places the organism in Eukaryota, Dinophyceae, Suessiales, Symbiodiniaceae.